Sitodiplosis mosellana (orange wheat blossom midge) is the source of this 836-nucleotide messenger RNA. Its product is annotated as innexin inx4-like. NCBI's taxonomy places the organism in Eukaryota, Metazoa, Arthropoda, Insecta, Diptera, Cecidomyiidae. The record is from RefSeq and is a predicted model, not a curated record. The transcript is spliced from 3 exons. Bases 1 to 546 code for a protein of 181 amino acids.
AUGGGUGGAAAUGGUCGUAAGGCAAUAAUGGACAAUUUUUGCUGGUCUGUUGGAACAUACACCUGUAAAAACCAAACAAACAAUUGUUUCAAUCCAACGGAAGAGAAUAAAGUGUAUCAACGAUAUUACCAAUGGAUUUCUCUGCUGUUUAUUUUACAAACAUGUGUAUUGCAUACACCAGCAUAUUAUGCAACAUUCAAACAUGAAAAAUGGAAUGACCAGAAGAGCCGUAUUAUGUUGUAUUUUAGCAGUAAAUAUGUUGAUCGUUUGCAUACGAAUUACAAAUGUUAUUUUUUGUAUCAAACAAAUGUUUUUUUUUUUAAAUCUCAGCUCCUCAAUAUUGUGAUGUUGAAUGUGAUCAUAACUGGAUUUUGGAACCGGUACUCUCGGGCAAUUUUAGCUCUAUUGACCGGUGAUCCAAUAAUUUGGAUGUUUCACAGUGAAUUAAUCUUUCCAAGAGCAGCUAAAUGCACAUAUGAACCAUAUGGUCCAUCAGGUUCAAAUCAAAAAUUGGAUGCACUUUGUUUACAUCAAAAUUGUAAGUGAAUCUCAAAGGUUAGAUGAUGAUGAUGAUGAUUGUGAAGAAGAAUGUUCACAAGAUCCGAAUCGGUAUAUACACAAUAUGUAUAUAAAGUCCGAGGCGAAGUAAAAACCAAUCAAGAAGAAGAAAAAUAAGGUAGUGUCAUCGGAUGAGGAGUUGGAUGAAGAGCCGAUCAAAAAGAAGAAAAAUAAAAAAUGAAUGUGAGUCGAAACAAAAAUCAAUAUUUAUUUUGGUAAAUGUACAUUAUAUACAUUAACAGAUUUUUGUUACUUUUCCGCAAACUUUGUUUGUAUGG